Messenger RNA from Equus caballus (horse), 4213 nucleotides. It is a transcript of the gene MKRN3, whose product is annotated as makorin ring finger protein 3. Lineage: Eukaryota; Metazoa; Chordata; Mammalia; Perissodactyla; Equidae. Gene Ontology annotation, biological process: protein polyubiquitination. The record is from RefSeq and is a predicted model, not a curated record. Gene Ontology annotation, molecular function: ubiquitin protein ligase activity; metal ion binding.
GACAGCAACGGGAAGGAAAAUUGAUGCACACUUCCCAAAGAUGAACCCCGGGCAGCUAGUGCUCUCCGGGCCUCAUGCCUGAAAGGAAGAGCCACCGGAGAAGUUCCGGUACCAUCUGGGGCAGAAGAAGCUGCCAUGGAAGAGCCUGCAGCUCCCUCUGAACCCUCUGGGGCAGCCAGGGCCCCUGUGGGUGCCGUGGCAGCAGGGGAGGGUGCAGCUGGGCCCAGUGUCCCCGUGCGCCCGGCCUCCCGGCAGCCUGUGGCUCCAAGCCCAGCCCUCCUCCGAACGUCACGUCGGAGGCCUGCCCAGGCCUCAGGGGGAGGGGCUGGGCCCAGCUGGCUGCCUAGCCGGAGCACCGGCAGCUGGACAAAGCAAAUCACCUGCAGGUAUUAUCUGCAUGGGAUGUGCAAGGAGGGGGAGAACUGUCGCUACUCCCACGACCUCUCAGGCCGGCAGAUGGCCAGGGAGAGCCGCAGUUCAUCGCCUCAGGCCUCUACAGACCGAGGUGCCAGUACGGCUGCGCACGUUGAGACCCUGCCUCAGGAAGUAGCGGAAGCCCCCCCUGCUGCGUCCUCACGCUCCUUGCCUGUGAUUGGCUCAGCUGCUGAAAGGGGUUUCUUUGAAGCGGCCAGAUACAAUGUAGGCCUGGAAGCUGCAGGAGGAGCAGGUGCAGAAGGCUGGGCAGAUGCCGUUGAGUUUGUUCCCGGGCAACCCUACUGGGGCCGCAGCACCUUUACUGUUCCCGAGGCUCAUCUGCAGAGCCUAGUGACUGCGAGGGAGCAGAUUGCUGUGGGCGUCGGGGAGCAGCUUUGCCGCGAUGCUGCCAUGGGGCGGUGCUUUCGUGGGGAGAGCUGUAUGUAUCAACAUGGAGAGAUAUGCGAUAUGUGUGGGCUGCAGGUCUUACACCCGGUGGAUGCUGUCCAGAGGGAAGAGCACAUAAGGGCCUGUGUUGAAGCACAUGAGAAGGAUAUGGAACUCUCGUUUGCUGUGCAGCGCAGUAUGGACAAAGUGUGUGGCAUCUGCAUGGAGGUUGUCUAUGACAGAGUCAACCCCAGUGACCGCCGCUUUGGCAUCCUCUCCAACUGCAACCAUGCCUACUGUCUUAGGUGUAUCCGCAGGUGGAGGAGUGCCAGACACUUUGGGAGCAGGCUGGUCAAAUCCUGCCCACAGUGCAGGGUCACCUCCAACUUUGUCAUACCCAGUGAGUUCUGGGUGGAGGAAGAAGAAGAGAAGCAGAAACUUAUUCAGCAGUACAAGGAGGCAAUGAGCAACAAGACCUGCAGGUAUUUUGCUCAAAGUGGGGGUUUUUGCCCAUUUGGAGAGAACUGCUUUUACAAGCAUGCAGACCCUGAGGGCCUGGGAGAGGAGCCUGUGCAGGUGGGAGAGGGCAACAUGCCCUUUAAACGCUGUAAAAAAGAGCUUGUCAUGCUUCGGCUGGCCAAUCUGUUGUUUAAGUGUUUUCUUUCAGUGGGAGACAAUGAGCUCCCCUUCUUGGAGGACCAGUGGGACUUGCUUCAUUAUGAGCUAGAAAAAAUAUUUAAAUUUGAGUCUGUAGCAUUAUGCUGUGGCAUGUGGUCUAGUGUGCUGAGGCUCUGUCAUCCGCUAUUGCCUGUUUUCUGUUUAUAGACACAUCUGUCACUUACAGGAGCCGUUGAAGUCAUUUCCAUUGAGCAUCCAUCACUGUUUUCUUGCCCAUCCUCAUUUGUUUCCUGCUACGAUUAUGGUGUCUCACUGUGUUAAAAAGUAAUAGAAAGUCCUUAAUGUUAUUGUUUGGUGAAAUUAAUAUUACUGUCAGUUUAUGGUUUAUUUUGUCAUCUCUGUUUUCAACAGGAUUGACUCAGUUCUAGUCUAGUGUUUACAGAAUUUCCACACUCAUUUUGAAGUCCCUCAAGAAUAAAUGUGACAGGGUGAAGGGAGAAGUCUUAACUGAACAAGGAGCUUUUUGCUACUACAGCCUUAAGAAAUGGACCCUGGCGGGGCCUUGUGGUGCAGCUGCUCAUCUCUUGUUGUUUACAUGUUGUUCCUUCCCUCAUUCCCCUUAAAGUGCACUCUUUAACUUGUGGUUACCUUGUGGUUUUGUGUUUUGCUUGACCAGAACCAGGUGCAUAUGUUUACAUGUUUUUAUCCUGUUUAGCUUGAUGUGAAAUUAUUUAUAUUUGGAAGCAUAUAUUUAAGAAUUAUAUAUAUAAAGAGAGAGAUGCAUAUAAACGUGUAUAAAAGUUAUGUAUUUGAAAAUAUAUAUAUAAAAGAUAUACACCAUCCUAUGAUAUAAUGUUUAUGUAAUAAAGUAAAUACAGAGCUGAAAGCUGAAGGUCAGAUGCUAGUAGGACUCACUGUUGUGUGUGUGUGAGGUGUGUGAAUAAUCUUUCUGUCCCUUUCACAGGCUUCAGUGUUUAGCAUCUAAUGAAAACAGCUAUUCAAGUGGCUGUGGUCAAAUGUGGCAGACACAGAUCUUAAACGACUUACAAAGUAUGAUAUUGGUAAUUCCUAUGAUGGCAUUAAUAGCUCACUCUGCUAUUAUAAAUACAGAAGUGUGUGUUCCUGUGCAUUUUAGCACCAUCUUAUUAUUUCUUAUAACAGUACAAUCCUGGACUCAGACACACAGUUCUUUGUAUCCAAUAUUUUUUAUUAUCUAUAGACAUUCCAAACAAAGGAUUUUGACAAAAAUUUCAAUGUAUAAAUGACAAGAUUAUAAAAGAGAAAACGAAAUAAUAAAAAUAUUGAAACCAGUCUGAAUGCAACAAUGGAAAAAUUUAAAGUGGAAUAUAGAAAGGAAUAAAACUAAAUAUCAUAGUAAUAUGUAAAGUUUAUAACACAAAUACACCAUAAUUAAAUGAAAAGUGUUUAAAAACUAAAAGCUAAACAUUAUCAGACCUGAUUAAAAUUAAAAUGAAACUGUAUGCUCUUUAACAUACACAUGUACAAUAUAAGAAUACAGAAACAUUAAAAAUAAGAAGAUGAAAAAAUCAAACAGGUGCUUUGACCUUUUGUCAUAGGCAAAGUUCAUAUUAAAGAAAAACACAUUACUGAACAUAAAUAAGGAUGGUAUAUAAACAAACUAUAAUUUACUGGGAAGAAAACUAUUCCAAUUUUGUGUUCAUUUAAUAACAUAGCAUCAGAUACACACAGAAUUGAGAGUAGAAAAAUAGAAAAUCUUAGUGGACAAUUUUAAUACAUCUUUUCAGUAACUGAAGAAGCAAAGAAAGAAAGACUGUAUGUUGAACAGCAAAAUUUUAACAUUCUACCUUAUUGAUCAGUAUAAAAUGCUGUAUGCAUCAACUGCAGAAUGCUCUUGGCUAAGAUAGCUGAAAAUAUUGUGGGGGGCCGGAGUCCCGGGAAAUUCAGACUGGCCUGACUAUCCAACAAAGACAGGGCACAUUCACAGGUUUUAGACCAUUUACUAAGCACUCUCCAAAGCACCAAUUUAAUUCUCAGAACCACCUUAUGAGGUAUGUGGUAUGAUUUUUCUCAUUAUCCCAAUGAGGUAAAUAAGGUAGAGAGAUUAAAUUACCUGCCCAUGUAGCUAUGACCCAUAUGUAUAAACUAGUGGAAGAGUGAAUGGAACUCAGGUAGUGUAUUUCCAGAGCACAGGCACUAUGCUGCCUCUUCACCCACAUAUGUGACCAGGAGUGGGUGGACCAGCUGAAUAUAGCUACUGGAAGCACAUGUGAAAUCUUUAGGUUCAGCUAAGUGGGACAAAAUGGGCACAAAUAAGCUCCUACUAAAUGUGGGAGGCUUGGGGCUUUAGCUGUGCCAGACUCAGUAUUUCUUAGCCCACUGCUAAGGAUAUGCCAUCUAUAUUUUACACUCCCUACCUUCUGAUAUGAUUCCUGAUUCUAUGGGUAACUAUCUCAGCCUGUUUCACUAGAUUCUUUACCAUAUUCCUUCCCUCUUGCUUUCUCUUAUUCAAAGAAUUCACCAAUUGGAGCCCAUAGAUGGCUGGGUAUUACUGGCAUGUAGGGUGAGUGAUUCAAAAUGAAAUACAAACAUUCUCCCACCUCCAAGGCUGCCCUAGUCGUGCAGGGGAAAUAGGGCUUUGAUGACCAACCAACCAAAGAACAGGACCGGAUGAGGCACUCCAGAAGACGGUACUGAUACCAAAGGCUCAGAAGAUAAGCUCUGGGGCCAUCCAGUGGCGGAGCAGUUAAUUGGGCACCUUCUGCUUUGGUGGCCUGGGGUUCGCUGGUUCGGAUCUCUGGUGUGGACACGGCAC